AUGCCAGUGGCCCUCCCAGGGGCCCUCCGAGGGACGGCGGCGCCCCCAAAGGCCCUGCUGGGGACAGCGGCGAUGCCAGUGGCCCUCCCAGGGGCCCUCCGAGGGACGGCGGCGCCCCCAAAGGCCCUGCUAGGGACAGCGUCCCCAGGAGCUUUACCAGGGGGCCCUCCGAGGGUCGGUGGCGCCCACAGAGGCCAUCCAGGGGCUCUCCCAAGGACACUCGCGCUCCCAAUGGCCAUCCCACGGUCGGCGGUGCCCCCAGGGACUCAUCCAACGGCGCUUACGCCCCCAAGUGCCCUGUCAGAUGACCUGCUAGCGGCGCUGGCGACCCCAGUGGCUCUCUCAGGGACAGUGGUGAUCCUAAGAGCCCUCUUAGGAAUCGAAGCAUCCCCAGAGGCCCUCCGAAGGACGGCGGCGCCCACAAGGUUCAUGCCAGGGACAGCGGCACCCCCUGGGGCCGUGACAGGGGCAUUGGUGCCCCCAGGGGCCCUGCAAGGGGCAGUGGCACCUCAGGAGCCAGCCAAGGGCGUUUGCUUCCAGGUGCCCUCCCGGGGACGGUGGCGCCCCCAGGAAUUUUCUGAGGCAUGGCAGCGCUCCCAGAGGCCGUGCCACGGCCGGCGGUGCCCUCAGGGGCCCAUACAGCAACGGUGGCCCUUCAGGGGCUCUCCCAGGGACGCCGGCAACCCCAGGGGUUUUGCCAGGAGCGAUGGCGCCCCAAGGGGCCUGCCAGAGGUGGUGGUGACCCCAAGGGCCCUGCUAGAGGCUCUAGAGCCCCAAGGUCCCUCCCAGGGACAGCCGCGCCCCCAGGGGAUCUCGCAGGGACAGCGGCGAUUUCAGGAGCUAUGCCAGGGACAGCGGCACUCCCAGGGGUCCCCAGGGAUGACGACGCGCCCAGGGACCCUGGCAUGGGCGGUGCCGCCCCUAGGGGCUCUUCCGGGGACAGCGGUGCUCCUAGGAGCCCUCUUAGGGUUGGCGGCGACCCCAGGGCCCCUCCCAGGGUCUGGGCCCCUCCCAGGAGCCCUUCCAGGAACGCUGACUCCCCCGGGGGCUCUCCCAGGGACAGUGGAGCUCCCAGAGUCCUUUUCAGGGAUGGCUGCGCCCCCAGGGGCCCAGUCAGGGCCGCUGUUACCUCCAGCGGUUCCUCUCAGGGACGGCGACUACCACAGGGACGGUGACGCCACCUGGGGCCCUUCCAGGGACAUCGACGGCCCCAGGGGCUCUCCUAAGGAUGGAGACGGCCCCCAGGGACGGCGGCGCCCCCAGAGGGCCCUGCCAGGGGCUCUGGCACUUCAGGGGCUUUCCCAGAGACAGCGGCUCUCCCUGGAACAGCAGCACUUCCAGGGGCCCUCCCAACGACAGCGGCGCCUUCAGGAGCCCUGCCAGAGGCGCUGCCACCACCAGGGUUCCCCUAUGGACAGCUAUCAGGGGCCUUCCCAGGGACGGCAGCGCCCCCAGUAG
Homarus americanus (American lobster) is the source of this 1458-nucleotide messenger RNA. Its product is annotated as collagen alpha-1(I) chain-like. The record is from RefSeq and is a predicted model, not a curated record. The transcript has 3 exons. Bases 1 to 1458 code for a protein of 485 amino acids. Lineage: Eukaryota; Metazoa; Arthropoda; Malacostraca; Decapoda; Nephropidae.